Polychytrium aggregatum is the source of this 1506-nucleotide messenger RNA. Its product is annotated as Saccharopine dehydrogenase. NCBI's taxonomy places the organism in Eukaryota, Fungi, Chytridiomycota, Chytridiomycetes, Polychytriales. Bases 50 to 1402 code for a protein of 450 amino acids. Gene Ontology annotation, cellular component: cytoplasm. The record is from RefSeq and is a predicted model, not a curated record. The transcript has 11 exons. Gene Ontology annotation, molecular function: saccharopine dehydrogenase activity.
UGCCUCUCCAUCGCCGUUGCCGCUCUUCAAUCCGCACCCCUUGAUCGACAUGGCUCCCCAGCAAAAGAAGAUCCUGCUUCUCGGAUCGGGCUUUGUUGCCCCUCCUUGCCUCGAGUACCUCCUUCGACGCCCCGAGAACGUCGUCACCAUUGCCAGCCGCACCAUCGCCAACUCCACCGCUUUGGCUGCUGGCCGUCCCAACGCCGUCCCCAUCACCCUCGAUGUCAAUAACGACGAGGCUCUUUCGAACGAGAUCGCCAAGCAUGACCUUGUCAUCAGUCUGAUUCCCUACACCCACCACGCCCGCGUCAUCAAGGCUGCCGUCCAGCACAAGAAGCACGUCGUCACCACCAGCUACAUCUCGCCUGCCAUGAUGGAGUACGACCAAGCCGCCAAGGACGCUGGAAUCACCGUCUUCAACGAGAUCGGCGUUGAUCCCGGUAUCGAUCAUCUGUACGCCAUCAAGACGAUCGACGAAGUCCAUGCUGCUGGUGGAAAGAUUGUCUCCUUCCUGUCGUACUGCGGUGGCCUCCCCGCCCCCGAGUGCUCCAACAACCCUCUUGGGUACAAGUUCAGCUGGAGCUCGCGCGGCGUCCUUCUUGCCCUGCGCAACAAUGCCAAGUAUAUCGAUGGUGGCAAGGUCGUCGAAAUCCCUGGCCCCGAGCUGAUGGACAGCGCCAAGCCCAUCUACAUUUACCCCGCCUUUGCCUUUGAGGGAUACCCCAACCGCGACUCGACGCCUUAUGAUGUUCGCUACUGCAUCCCCGAGGCUCAGACCGUGCUCCGUGGUACUCUCCGCUACCAGGGCUUCCCCAAGUUCAUCAAGGCCCUUGUUGCCCUCGGCUUCCUUGACGACACCGAGAAGGCUUACCUGCACUCUUCGGCUGCUCCUCUUCCCUGGAAAACCGUCUUUGCUCGUGCCAUCUCCAGCGACAGCGAAGUCGAAACUGACCUGAUCCAGGCCAUUCGCGCCAAGGCCCGGCUCCAGGGUGAAGAGGCCGAGCGCAUCAUUCACGGUAUCAAGUGGCUUGGCUUGCUCUCCAGCACCCCCGUUACCCCCCGCGGUAACCUUCUCGACACCCUCUGCGCAACUCUCGAGCAGAAGAUGCAGUACGAGGAAGGCGAGCGCGACAUGGUCAUGCUCCAGCACAAGUUCGGCGUCGAGCUCGCCGACGGCACCAAGCAGACCCGCACCUCGACCGGCCUUUGGUUUGGUGUCCCUGGCGGUGCCACCGCCAUGGCCACUACCGUCGGCGUUCCCUGUGCCAUCACCACCCAGCUCAUCCUGGACGGCAAGAUCACCCGCAAGGGUGUCGUCGCCCCUCUGGAUGGCGAAGUUGUCUAUCCCUUGAUCGAGGCUCUGGAGGCCGAGGGCAUCCGCAUGGUCGAGGAGAUCUUGUAAAGAUCGGCGGGUGUUGCUUCCGCUUUGUGUGCGCUUCGUCACCGGAAACCCUGGCGCCGAGCAUUCGCAUCAUCAAUACAUGUCAUUCUGUUGGCGAGAGACAA